UAUAAUAAAAAAAAAGCAGCCCACCCACCCCCCCAUACACAUCCAGCCCCGGUUAUUUGAUUGAUUUUGGGUCCUCCCAGGGUCGAAAGAUGGCGGACCUCGAAGCAGUGCUCGCCGAUGUCAGUUAUUUGAUGGCGAUGGAGAAGAGCAAAUCUACUCCAGCGGCCCGGGCGAGUAAGAAAAUCAUCCUGCCUGAACCCAGUAUUCGCAGCGUGAUGCAGAAGUACCUCGAGGAGAGAGACGAACUGACGUUUGACAAAAUUUUCAACCAGAAAAUUGGCUUCCAGCUGUUUAAGGACUUCUGUCUGAAUGAGAUCGACGAGGCCGUGCCGCAGCUCAAGUUCUACGAAGAAAUCAAGGACUACGAGAAGCUGGACUCGGAGGAGGAACGGUUAAUCCGCAGCCGGCAGAUCUACGACGGAUACAUCAUGAAGGAGCUGCUGUCCUGUUCACAUCCCUUUUCGAAGACGGCAGUGGACCACGUGCAGAGCCACUUAGCGAAGAAACAGGUUCCCCCGACUCUGUUCCAGCCAUACAUCGUGGAGAUCUGCGACAGCUUGAGAGGGACCAUCUUCCAGAAGUACAUCGAGAGUGACAAAUUUACCCGUUUUUGCCAGUGGAAGAACGUGGAGCUCAACAUCCACCUGACCAUGAACGACUUCAGCGUGCAUCGGAUCAUCGGCCGGGGCGGCUUCGGAGAGGUGUACGGCUGCAGGAAGGCCGACACGGGCAAGAUGUAUGCCAUGAAGUGUUUGGACAAGAAGAGGAUCAAGAUGAAGCAGGGCGAGACUCUGGCGCUCAACGAGAGAAUCAUGCUGUCGCUAGUCAGCACGGGGGACUGCCCGUUCAUCGUGUGCAUGACGUACGCCUUCCACACCCCCGACAAGCUCUGCUUCAUCCUGGACCUCAUGAACGGGGGAGACCUGCACUACCACCUGUCUCAGCACGGUGUGUUCAGCGAGAAGGAGAUGCGUUUCUACGCCGCCGAAAUAAUCCUGGGCCUGGAGCACAUGCACAACCGCUUCGUGGUCUACAGAGACCUCAAGCCAGCUAAUAUCCUGUUGGAUGAACAUGGCCACGUUCGUAUCUCCGACCUGGGCCUGGCCUGCGACUUCUCCAAGAAGAAACCCCACGCCAGCGUGGGGACCCAUGGCUACAUGGCCCCGGAGGUUCUUCAGAAGGGGACGGCCUACGACAGCAGUGCCGACUGGUUCUCUUUAGGCUGCAUGCUCUUCAAACUCCUCCGAGGGCACAGUCCUUUCAGACAGCACAAGACCAAAGACAAACAUGAGAUUGACCGCAUGACGCUCACCAUGAAUGUGGAGCUGCCGGACUCGUUCACCGCGGAGCUCAAAGACCUGCUGGAGGGGCUGCUGCAGAGAGACGUAUCCAAGAGGCUCGGCUGUCAGGGCCGAGGAGCCCCAGAGGUGAAGGAGCAUCAGUUCUUCAAAGGCAUCGACUGGCAGCAGGUGUACCUCCAGAAGUACUCUCCUCCUUUAAUUCCUCCACGGGGGGAGGUGAACGCUGCGGACGCUUUCGACAUCGGCUCCUUUGACGAAGAGGACACCAAGGGCAUCAAGCUGCUGGACAGCGACCAGGAGCUGUACAAGAACUUCCCUCUGGUGAUCUCGGAGCGCUGGCAGCAGGAGGUAGCCGAGACGGUCUACGAGGCGGUCAACUCGGACACGGACAAGAACGAGGCGCGCAAGAGGGCCAAGAACAAGCAGCUGGGCCACGAGGAGGACUACGCCUUCGGAAAGGACUGCAUAAUGCACGGCUACAUGCUGAAGCUGGGGAACCCGUUCCUGACCCAGUGGCAGCGCCGGUACUUCUACCUGUUCCCCAACCGUGUGGAGUGGAGGGGAGAGGGCGAGUCACGGCAAAACCUGCUGACGAUGGAGCAGAUUGUGACCGUGGAGGAAACGCAGAUUAAAGACAAGAAGUGCAUCCUGCUGCGCAUCAAGGGAGGCAAGCAGUUUGUGCUGCAGUGUGAGAGUGAUCCGGAGUUCGUGCAGUGGAAGAAAGAGCUGACCGAGGCGUUCACAGAAGCCCAGAAGCUGCUGCGCCGAGCCCCCAAAGUCAUCGGGAAAGGCCGGGCCGGAGUGGUGGAGCUCUCCAAACCUCCGCUCACGCACCGCAAUAGCAAUGGCCUGUGAAUACGCACACAUUUACACACACGCACACACACAUUUACACACCUUUACACACACACACACAGCCACCCACCCUCAUAUCCUCAUCAGCUGCAGGAAAUUCACCCUAACAGCCCUCUCCGCAACACCUUGCAGUGUAUAAGGACCAUUCCCAGAAGCCUCUUAUUGCACGCACACACACAUGCACACACACACAUGCACACACACACACACUUAGAAACACACACACACACACACACACAUGCACGACGACCAAUCAUAAGCGCUACAUAGUUUUUGCGUCUGCCAUGGGACCUUGCCAGUGCACCGAGAGGAAGAAAGAGGUUUCGGGGAGGCCUCGGCGUGUGAAGGACCUCUGCAUGAAUGUGACGAGGACUAACGCCCGGUCCUCUCUGUCCCCCCCCCCCCUGUCUUUCUCUUUUCCUCCCCUCCCUCCCUCCCUUUCGCCUUUCUCUCUCUCUGUCUCUCCCCCGUCACCACCAUCACUCUGUUCGGACAGGAUGAAUCUGGAGAGGGGGGAAGCUCUUUAAUUUUUAUCUUUUUGGAUCUCUAUGAACCGGGACCCACAGUGGAGGCUUUCCUCUUCUCUCUGUCUCUCUCUCCCUCUCUCUCUCUCUGUCUCU
Molecule: messenger RNA, 2776 nt
Organism: Perca flavescens (yellow perch)
Lineage: Eukaryota; Metazoa; Chordata; Actinopteri; Perciformes; Percidae
Gene: grk3
Product: G protein-coupled receptor kinase 3
Exons: 21
Coding region: 90-2156 (688 amino acids)
Biological process (GO): regulation of signal transduction; protein phosphorylation; G protein-coupled receptor signaling pathway
Molecular function (GO): G protein-coupled receptor binding; ATP binding; G protein-coupled receptor kinase activity
Source: RefSeq, a predicted model, not a curated record